Trichechus manatus latirostris (Florida manatee) is the source of this 584-nucleotide messenger RNA. RefSeq names its product centrin-4. The transcript has 5 exons. Gene Ontology annotation, molecular function: calcium ion binding. NCBI's taxonomy places the organism in Eukaryota, Metazoa, Chordata, Mammalia, Sirenia, Trichechidae. The record is from RefSeq and is a predicted model, not a curated record. Gene Ontology annotation, cellular component: centrosome; centriole. Gene Ontology annotation, biological process: mitotic cell cycle; centriole replication. Bases 78 to 584 code for a protein of 168 amino acids.
CUGUGAGGAUUACUGUUGGGCGGAGCGGCGGGAGGGUGAGGCGGCGCUGGUCCCGGCCGAGUGCGUCGGUUGGGGAGAUGGCAUCCAACUACCACACGAGUUUAGACCAAUGGAAGAAAAGAGCAGCAAAAAUUGAAUUGAAUGAAACCCAAAAGCAAGAAAUUAAAGAGGCCUUUGAUUUAUUUGAUGUUGAUGGAUCUGGCACCAUAGAUGUGAAAGAAUUGAAGAUUGCAAUGCGGGCUUUAGGAUUUGAACCAAAGAAGGAAGAAAUUAAAAAAAUGAUAGCUGAAAUUGACAAAGGAAGAACUGGCACCAUUAGUUUUGAAGAUUUUUUUGCCAUAAUGAGUGUGAAAAUGAGUGAAAAAGAUGAAAAAGAAGAAAUAUUGAAGGCUUUCAAAUUAUUUGAUGAUGAUGAUACAGGAAGCAUAACACUAAGCAAUAUCAAGAGGGUUGCUAAGGAACUAGGGGAAAAUUUAACCGAUGAUGAACUUCAGGAAAUGCUUGAUGAAGCUGAUCGUGAUGGGGAUGGAGAAAUAAAUGAGGAGGAAUUUUUGAGAAUGAUGAAGAAGACCAGUCUUUAUUAA